This is a messenger RNA of Manihot esculenta (cassava), 954 nucleotides long. RefSeq lists its product as uncharacterized. The coding region runs from base 1 to 954 and encodes 317 amino acids. The transcript has 2 exons. Lineage: Eukaryota; Viridiplantae; Streptophyta; Magnoliopsida; Malpighiales; Euphorbiaceae. The record is from RefSeq and is a predicted model, not a curated record.
AUGGGCGCUUUUGGGGUCUCCACUACUGUUGAAGAGGAGGUCCCCGGGGGGAGGCUCGAGGUCUCCAUUACAGAAGAGGGAGCUCCAGGGAAAAGAGCGGAGGUUAUUCUCAUGGACGAGGAUGUCUCGGAGGCCCCCACCAAUGAUGCUCUUGCCCCUGAAGAGGUGGGAUCUGACCCUGCCAAGGACGGAGGUGUCACAGAGAAGGUAGGGGACAAACGUCCUGCCUCCCUUGAAAUGCCUGCCCCAGCUCCAGCUCGGAAGAAGUCCAGGGCUUCCAAGGGAUCAGCUCCAGCUCUCCCUCCUAUUGGAGAGAAGAAAGAAGGUUCUAAAGCAUCAACUCCGGCUCUCCCUCCUCCUGAAAAGAAGAAAGAUGUCCCUGUGAUACCACUGCUAUCUGCUCCUGACAACGAUAUUCUGAACGCGGAGGAUAUCACUCAUCAGUCUCCGGCGAGCGUGGUUGCUGAGAUUGUCAAGGAGCAGAUGUUUGAUGGCGUCAUGGAGGCUUCGGAUCCACGCUUGCUUGCUCUCACUGGUCUCUUAGCUAGCUCUACUAGGGAGCAAGCAGCGUUCCGUUCUCGACCUCGUGGGGAGCUCGGAGACACAAUCAGGGAGAUGCUUCUGAUGGUGACGGGCCUCUUUAUGGAGGUGGAUGCUCGCGACCACUCUCUCCGGGAAUCUAUGGACCGUCGGAUUGAGGAGGCGCGUCUGGAGGAGAAUUUAUCUGCAACUAGUGAUGCCAAGGGCAACCUCGCAGCAGCUCGAGUUCAUACCCAGUCCCUCCAGGUGGAGCUGCAUUCUACAUUGGAGGCCCUCGAAAGAGCUGACGGGAGGGCAGCUGAGGCACAGGAGCACACCAAGUCCCUGGAAUCAGAGUUGUCUCAUACCCGCAGGGUUCUCAAGGAGUCUGAUGAGAGGGCAGCUCAGCGGAGGUCCGAUGUGAAGAAGUUUUGA